Aspergillus steynii IBT 23096 is the source of this 639-nucleotide messenger RNA. RefSeq names its product C2H2-type zinc finger protein. The transcript is spliced from 2 exons. Lineage: Eukaryota; Fungi; Ascomycota; Eurotiomycetes; Eurotiales; Aspergillaceae. Bases 1 to 639 code for a protein of 212 amino acids. The record is from RefSeq and is a predicted model, not a curated record.
AUGGAGUGGCCGACCAGCGCUUUCCAGGCGUCCCAAGAAGACGAUCACCCAGGCAGUCUUUCUGUCAAUCCUUUCUUUUUCUCCCGAUCUCCUGCAGCUCCAGGGUCGCAGCCAGUUUCUUUCGUCCCUGCAGGUCAUGCAAACUGGGAUUUUACCUCGGGUGUUGAAUUUCCCCGUAGUGUCGAGCCGUAUGGCUGGACAACCAACCAGACUGGUCUUGCUGAUGGCAGUAACAUUCCACUACAAGGGGGCGUGGCGCUGACCGCACCAGCCCAUCCUGCCUAUGACGAAAUAGCUGCCGAUUCUUCUGCUGCGUUGUACACCUCCAGUAGUCAGCCUCGGCCGGACCGGAUUGGUGCCAACACAAACACAAACUCCGCCUUGGGUGCGGCCAAUAACGCCACGAGCCACCAACAGCGCCAGACUGCGCAAAGUGCCCAUACCUCACCAAUCUUGGAGUGCAAAUGGCAAGGCUGUUUCAGCGCCACACGUUUCAGCAGCGAAGGGGAUCUUGUCCGCCAUCUUAAAUCGAUCCACAUCUCCCCUGAUGCAUAUCCCUGUCCAGACUGUGGCAGAUGUUUUGGUAGGAAAGAUCACCUACGUGACCACCAGAAACGUCGCCACCGUGGCUUGGUCUAA